GCGCAUGCGCCGCGCGCUUGGCAACGUUAUUCCCAGGUGGGAUUCAUCGUUUUCAUUGAACUUUCUUGACCGUCGUCGCACAACUGUUUCAGAAUGGGAUCCAAACGAGCAGCUCCAGAGAAAAAGAUUGCAGAACUAACACGGAAAACAAAUUUGAGCAAAGAAAUGGUGCAACGUUUGGUUGCAAACUGGCAAGCCAAAUGCAAAGACAAAGGUUUGGACCGUGACACGAUGCGUGGGGAUCUCAUGAAUGAAUUCAACAUGCUUGAUGACUUUAUUCUGGACAGAAUCUUUCGCACAUUUGAUGUCAGUGCAACAGGGCUGCAUCUUAAGAUGGAAGAUUAUGUGCUGGGAAUGGCAAAAUUUUUAAAGGGAACUCCUGAAGAACAAAGGAAAUGUAUGUUCUCAAAAUAAACUCUGUGUUGUUUUGUCAAAACAAAAUUAUUUAGUCUUAUUUAAUGUCUUAACUAUUUAAUAUCUCACAAAAAGUUUCAUCUACUUUACAGUAAUAUAGCUUGUGAUAAUUUUUUUUUUUAAAUCCUCCAGCAAUAUACAUGGUUAACCUGCAAGAGCUGAAGCAAUGGUUAUAAACCUGAAUUACCUCAUUUAAAAUUUCUAGUGGCAAUUAAUGAACGCUGAAAACAAAUAACCCAUAUGAGAUCAGUAUAUUUCCAGUAUCCUGUGCUGCUAUUUGGGUUUCAGUUCAUAUAGGUUUAUAUCAUGUCUUUGAUAAAUGCUUUCUGUCCAUCAAAUACAUUGGCAGACUUAGGUGCAUAUGUCUGCAGAAAUGCUUACCUUGAGCUUUGUAGGAUCAGACCAUUUGUCACAAUCUCACCUCUAAUGCAACUAAAACUAAUCUGUGCCUUUGUGCUCUCAAGGAUGGAUCAUUGUAAUUUUCUUUUAAAUGGAAUUCCCAAGUAUCUUUUUGACAGACUUCAAAGGAUCCAGAUUAACGCUGCUUAUCUCAUCUUCAGACAUAUAUCCCCUAUAUGGCCUAUAAUAUGCUCUCUUCACUCAUUGCCAGUUGUGGACUGUAUAGCCUACAAACUUUCCAAUUUGACUUAGUCUGCCAUUUCUGGAAUUUGUCCUCAGUACCUCUCUGAACUCACUUCCAUCUAUAUGCCCUCA
Molecule: messenger RNA, 1128 nt
Organism: Pomacea canaliculata
Lineage: Eukaryota; Metazoa; Mollusca; Gastropoda; Architaenioglossa; Ampullariidae
Product: EF-hand calcium-binding domain-containing protein 1-like
Exons: 3
Coding region: 94-414 (106 amino acids)
Source: RefSeq, a predicted model, not a curated record